CCCCCCCCCCCCCCCCUCACUCGUUCAGCUGUCACUCUGUCCGUCACUCCUCAGGAUAUCCCCUUUCCCUGAUUCUAGGAUUUCAUAAUGCACCGGGCUCCGGGUCUGUCUCCGAGCUGAGCUUCAUGUCUGCUGGACAACAUGGACACAUGGACAGAGUGCAUGGACAUGAGGAAGGGCCACAGUCCAGAGCCGCAGAGCCUCUAACUGAACUUUAAACAACAGGAAGCAGCCUGUUUAUUUAUUUACAGAAGCUCACACACUUUGUUUAAGAGCAGGUGUUUGUUCAUGUGCGCGAGUUUCCUGGACCUGUUGGAUCUACAGUCAUGGGCAACGCAGCAGGAAGCAUGGAGGUUCCUCUCCAGAAGGAGGCGAAGCCGGCGGCGGCCCCUCAGGGCUCCACGGGGCCCCAGAAGCAAACUGCGGGGCUGAAGCUCCCGAUGCCUCCUGAGGACGAGCUGGAGGAGCGGUUCAGUGCAGUGCUGAACACGAUGAAUCUGCCUCCGGACAAAGUGAAGAUCCUCAGUCAGUACGACCACGAGAAGAAGUGGGAUCUGAUCUGUGACCAGGAGCGCUUCCAGGUGAAGAAUCCCCCGUCUGCGUACCUGGACAAGCUGAAGAGUUUCCUAGAUCAUGGAGGCGGCGGUCGAAAGUUUAAGAGACGAGUCCAGGAAUCAACGCAGAUCCUCAGAGAGCUGGAGAUCUCCCUCAGGACCAAUCACAUCGGCUGGGCUCAGGAGUUCCUGAACGAGGAGAACCGAGGCCUGGACGUCCUGGUGGAUUAUCUGUCUCACGCUCACAGCGCUGUCACGUUGGACGCAGACUGUUUGGACGGCGGCUCUCUGCCCUCAGAUAAAACUAAAAGUUUGGACAGAUCUUUGGAGGACGUGAGCAGAAGUGCCAGCAGCUCUCCGUCCCACAGCUCGACCAAAACCAGCAAGACCUUCACUGCCAGGAAGGUGGUGAGGAGCUCGCGGGUCGUGAGCCAGAAAGACGACGUUCACCUCUGCAUCAUGUGUUUACGUGCCAUCAUGAACUAUCAGUCUGGGUUCAACCUGGUGAUGAAACAUCCCAGCUGUGUCAAUGAGGUCACACUGAGCCUCAACAACAGGAACCCACGGACGAAGGCUCUGGUGCUGGAGCUGCUCGCCGCCGUGUGUCUGGUCAGAGGAGGUCAUGACAUCAUCCUCUCGGCCUUCGACAACUUCAAAGAGGUGUGUGCAGAGAGAAGCAGGUUCGAGAAGCUCAUGGAGUUUUUCCACAGUGAAGACAACAACAUCGACUUCAUGGUGGCGUGCAUGCAGUUCAUCAACAUCGUGGUUCACUCAGUGGAGAACAUGAACUUCAGAGUUUACCUCCAGUACGAGUUCACUCGACACGAGCUGGACGAUUACCUGGAGAGGUUGAAGUUCACAGAGAGCGACCGGCUGCUGGUGCAGAUCCAGGCGUACCUGGACAACGUGUUUGACGUGGCAGCUCUGCUGGAGGAUGCGGAGGCGAAGAACGCUCUGCUGGAACACAUGGAGGAGCUGCAGGAACACAACACACAGCUGAGCUGCCGACUCCAGGAGAACGAGAGGGAGACGAUGGAGAAAGAUUCAGAGUUUGAGAAAAAACUCAUUCAGACGACCAAAGAUGUGGAGCUGCUGAAGGAGAGUCUCCGGGAGUCGAGCUCUCAGGUGAAUCUGCUGCAGCAGCGAGAGAGCGAGCUGCAGCGGGAGAGCGACAGGGAGCGAGAGAGGGACAGGGAGCGGGCCACCCAGGCCCUGAGGGAGCUGGAGGUCAAAGUUCAAGCUCUGGUGGAGCAGGGGCUGGUCCGGAUGGAGCGCUCCGGGUCCGGACACCUGGAGCUCCAGGUGGUCCCUGUCAUCCGGGACGAGGCUCAGACAGCUGAAGAAGAAGCAGGUACAGAUGAGGAGGCCACGCCCACCUCCUCCGACCCUCCACCAUGUCUACCUCAGGUUGAAAAAUCACCUCCACCACCUCCACCUCCUCCCCCACCACCUCCGAGCACCACCAGAGCUCCUCCUCCUACUCCUGUAGCCCCUCCUCCUCCCCCUCCUCCCCCUCCUCCCCCUCCACCACCUGUAGCUCCACCUCCUCCUCUGCUGCCCCCUGGAGGUGGUACGACCCAGCACUCAGGGGCUGAUGGGAGCUCAGGUUGUAAACCAAAGAAACCGAUUCAGACCAAAUAUCGUCUUCCGCUGUUGAACUGGCAGGCGCUGAAAUCCAACCAGGUGUCAGGAACCAUCUUCAACGAGCUGGACGACGAACACGUCCUCGAGGAGCUCAACAUGGCCGCCUUCGAGGAGCAGUUUAAGACCAAGGCCCAGUCGGCCCCCGUGGCCCCGGGGACCCUCAAGAUGAAGCUGGCUCAUAAGACCCAGAGCAAAGUGUCUCUGAUGGAGCCCAACCGGGCCAAGAACCUGGCCAUCACCCUGAGGAAGGAGGGCAUGGCUGCGUCCGACAUCUGCUGCGCCAUCGAGACGUACAACCAGCGAGCUCUGAGUCUGGACUUCCUGGAGCUGCUGGAGCGCUUCAUCCCCUCGGAGUACGAGAUGAGGCUCAUCCACAACCACGAGUGUGAGGGCAGGCCCCUGGACGAGCUCAGCGAGGAGGACCGCUUCAUGGUGCGCUUCAGCAAGAUCCCGCGGCUCUGCCAGCGAAUCAGAGCGCUCACCUUCAUGGGCAACUUCCCGGAGAGCGUCCAGCUGAUCCAGCCCCAACUCGACGCCGUCAUCGCCGCCUCGAUGUCGAUCAAAUCCUCCGGCAAACUGAAGAAGAUCCUGGAGGUGGUCCUAGCGUUUGGAAACUACAUGAACAGCAGCAAGCGAGGAGCGGCGUACGGCUUCCGGCUGCAGAGCCUCGACCUGUUGUUGGAAACGAAAUCCACCGACCGCAAACAGACGCUGCUGCACUUCAUCGUCAGCAUCAUCCAGGAGAAAUACCCAGAAGUCCAGAGCUUCUACUCGGAGCUGCACUUCCUGGACAAAGCCUCCAUGGUGUCUCUGGCCAGCAUCCUGCAGGACGUGCGAGCUCUGGAGCGCGGCAUGGAGGCCACCGCCGCCGAGUUCUCUCUGGAGCAGCAGAACCCGGUCCUGAAGACGUUCCUCAGCACCAACACCGAGCUGCUCGACUCCCUGGUGGCUGAUGGGAGAACUGCACAGGAUGUGUACGACUCGGCAGUGGAAUACUUUGGAGAAAACUCCAAGACAACUCCUCCCUCCAUGUUCUUCCCAGUGUUUGUCAGAUUCAUCAAAGCGUACAAGCAAGCGGAGCAGGACAACGAGCAGAAGAGGAAACUGGUCCUGAACUGGGAAACUCCGUCGACUCCCAGUAAACCUGACGUCAUGGAGAACAAGGUUUCCACGCUGACCCGGCUGCCACAGAUGGAUUUGAUAGCCGAGCUGAAGAGGAGGCAGGUGUCUCCGCUGGUGAGGGAGGGGAAGGACGGAGCCAUCGAGGACAUCAUCACAGAUCUGAGGAAUCAGCCGUACCGGCGGGCGGACGGCGGGCGGCGCAGCGCCAAGUGGAAACCAGGACAGCAGCUGCACGUGUCCUCAGACAUCUCCCUGUGAGGACGAGUCCAACACCAGACACCUCGUCUUCAUCUUCAUCACCUGCAGCUCAACACACGUCCCAGCAGCUGAGGAAGACCAUCUCCAGGAAGAGGCCGAGUUUUGACUCAAGAAUCAUUUUUAUAACUUUUUAAAAAUACAAAUAUUCUCCACAUGAUUUUAAAAUUGGGUUCAUUUAAAAUUAAAUAUGAAUUAUGAUCGGUUUCUGAAGUAGAGAUGAGAAAUUAAAUUGGAGAUUUGUAAGAGAUUUAAAUUAUUUUUAAUACUAAAGUGUAAGAAUGAUGAACUAAUACUUUAACAUUUCAACAAAUAAAGGAUUUUAUACUGUU
Pleuronectes platessa (European plaice) is the source of this 3907-nucleotide messenger RNA. RefSeq names its product formin-like 1b (gene fmnl1b). The coding region runs from base 327 to 3578 and encodes 1083 amino acids. Gene Ontology annotation, biological process: cell migration; regulation of cell shape; cortical actin cytoskeleton organization. Gene Ontology annotation, molecular function: small GTPase binding; actin filament binding. The record is from RefSeq and is a predicted model, not a curated record. The transcript has 26 exons. NCBI's taxonomy places the organism in Eukaryota, Metazoa, Chordata, Actinopteri, Pleuronectiformes, Pleuronectidae. Gene Ontology annotation, cellular component: cytosol.